This is a messenger RNA of Zonotrichia leucophrys gambelii, 933 nucleotides long. Its product is annotated as olfactory receptor 14A16-like. The record is from RefSeq and is a predicted model, not a curated record. Gene Ontology annotation, biological process: G protein-coupled receptor signaling pathway. The coding region runs from base 1 to 933 and encodes 310 amino acids. NCBI's taxonomy places the organism in Eukaryota, Metazoa, Chordata, Aves, Passeriformes, Passerellidae. Gene Ontology annotation, cellular component: membrane. The transcript has a single exon. Gene Ontology annotation, molecular function: G protein-coupled receptor activity; odorant binding; olfactory receptor activity.
AUGUCCAACAGCAGCUCCAUCAGGCACUUCCUCCUGCUGGCAUUGGCAGACACGCGGCAGCUGCAGCUCCUGCACUUCUGCCUCUUGCUGGGCAUCUCCCUGGCUGCCCUCCUGGGCAACGGCCUCAUCAUCAGCGCCGUAGCCUGCGGCCACCACCUGCACACACCCAUGUUCUUCUUCCUGCUCAACCUGGCCCUUACUGACCUGGGCUCCAUCUGCACCACUGUCCCCAAAGCCAUGCACAAUUCCCUCUGGGACACCAGGGACAUCUCCUACACUGGAUGUGCUGCUCAGCUCUUUUUAUUUAUGUUCUUCAUUGGAUCAGAGUAUUUCCUCCUGACCGUGAUGUGCUACGACCGCUAUGUGUCCAUCUGCAAACCCCUGCACUACGAGACCCUCCUGGGCAGCAGAGCUUGUGCCCACAUGGCAGCAGCUGCCUGGGCCAGUGCCUUUCUCAAUGCUCUCAUGCACACAGCCAAUACAUUUUCCCUGCCCCUGUGCCAUGGCAAUGCCCUGGGCCAGUUCUUCUGUGAAAUCCCACAGAUCCUCAAGCUCUCCUGCUCACAAUCCUUCCUCAGGGAACAUGGGUAUCUUCUGGUCAAUAUCUGUUUACUAUUUGGUUGUUUUGUGUUCAUGGUUUUCUCCUAUGUGCAGAUCUUCAGGGCUGUGCUGAGGAUCCCCUCUGAGCAGGGACGGCACAAAGCCUUUUCCACCUGCCUCCCUCACCUGGCUGUGGUCUCUCUGUUCCUCAGCACUGGCAUGUUUGCCUACCUGAAGCCCCCCUCCAUCUCCUCCCCAUCCCUGGAUCUGGCCCUGUCAGUUCUGUACUCGGUGGUGCCUCCAGCCCUGAACCCCCUCAUCUACAGCCUGAGGAACCAGGAGCUCAAGGCUGCAGUGUGGAGACUGAUGACUGGAUGCUUUCAGGAACAUUAA